Eriocheir sinensis (Chinese mitten crab) is the source of this 1091-nucleotide messenger RNA. Its product is annotated as fat-like cadherin-related tumor suppressor homolog. NCBI's taxonomy places the organism in Eukaryota, Metazoa, Arthropoda, Malacostraca, Decapoda, Varunidae. The record is from RefSeq and is a predicted model, not a curated record. Gene Ontology annotation, biological process: homophilic cell-cell adhesion. The coding region runs from base 723 to 1091 and encodes 122 amino acids. Gene Ontology annotation, molecular function: calcium ion binding. The transcript has 2 exons. Gene Ontology annotation, cellular component: membrane.
CUGUUUUGUUUCAUAGCAGGACACGGAGCAGGUGUUCUCUGGGACGGACGCCUCCUGAUGUCCUAGAAGAUGUGCCCCUGACAGUUUGUGCUGCACGCAUUGUGUUAUAAUAUUUAUGUUCUGUUCUGUGUUAGCCCGGGAACACGAGCCACGGGGCAGGACACACACACGCCCCCUGAGGCCGUCUGUGCAUGUGCGGGGCGUUGUCGUGGCUCAGUGUUCCGUUCAUCCUUCUGUUCCGUGUAGUCUUGGGGAGCAUGGUGACAGUAUCUUGUUGUUCGUACUGCAGUAGACGUAAUGACUUCGUUUUCUGGAAUGUGUAUGUUAGCAUUAACUCAGUAACGUCACUAACAUGUUUAUUUGUAAGUCGUUUCAAACUCCACUCACUAAACCUCUCUCUGGGAAAGGAGACUUAAAAUGUAUGAUCACAUAUAAAACCUAUUUACUUCUUAAACAUACUUGGGGUUUUGAUCCUAUAUCUGCAUGUUUUUGACGUCCAUACAAAGCCGUGAGAUACAUUCCUUUAGGGGAGGUUGACUUAAAUGAUCACCAACACUCGAGCAACGUUCCCCUAUAACACAUCGGUUGUCCCAAGGUAGUGCAAGCAGACGGAGCAUUGCCUUCACGGGCCUUGUAGCCACGUGGACCUCCCUGCUCGGUGCCGCCUCUCAGUACCUUCCCCUAUUCCCCUGAAGGUGUUCGCCAGAGAUGCGGACGUGGGCAUGAACGGUGACCUGGACUACAGCAUCAGGACCGGAAAGGGCAAGAAGGGCCGCUUCAAGAUCCACCCGAAGACUGGCCAAGUGUUCAGCAACAAGGCCUUUCCCCCGAGCAAGACCUUCGAUUUGAUGAUCCAGGUGAAGGACAACGGGGCGCCGCAGCUGACGGCCACCACGCGGGUCCUCGUGCGUGUGAUGGACGUGCCCGAGGAGUCUCCCAACCCGCCGGUCCUGCAGCCGCCGCCCCCCGCCCACGUGAUGGAGACGGACGCGCCGGGCCACCUGGUGUCCUUCAUCAACGGUCGGGACCCGGAUAACGACACCUUGUGGUACUACAUCACAGGUGAGGGACAUAUAGGGUUGCAUUCUUAA